Coccidioides posadasii C735 delta SOWgp is the source of this 2355-nucleotide messenger RNA. NCBI's taxonomy places the organism in Eukaryota, Fungi, Ascomycota, Eurotiomycetes, Onygenales, Onygenaceae. The record is from RefSeq and is a predicted model, not a curated record.
AUGGAAGACUUUCUCCGUAACUGGAGGCAGGAAGCCCUCAACAGAGGACAACACGAUGCGGCCAUAUAUAUAGGUGAUAAAGUGCUAGCUUUUACAAGUGAUGAUAAUGAUGCCUUUUGGCUGGCCCAAGUCCACUUUUCCAACAAUAAUUACACCCGAGCAUUAGCUCUUCUGACCAGGAAAGAUCUAAUAUUCCGGAGUUCUUCUUGCAAAUAUCUCGCUGCCCAUUGCUACAUAAAACAAAACAAAUAUGACCAAGCACUUCAGGUGCUAGGUGAACACAACCCCGCACAUCUCAUUUCGACUGCUAGUAACAGCCGGCGAAAACUGCAGCACCGAAAUGAAAGUUCGCACAUUACCCUCCGGAAUGGAAAGUCUACAGCGUCUAGAUCGGAUAGAAUUGAACGGAAUGAGGAAAGAGAGCGCGAAGAUGCAAGCCACAUCAAAUUCGAAGCUGCCAUGUGCUAUUUGAGAGGCCUAUGUUACGCUCGUCAAAAUGCAUUUGACCGAGCUCGAGAUUGCUAUAAGGAUGCCGUACGAAUUGACAUCCAGUGUUUUGAAGCGUUUGAGCAGCUAAUGAAGAACUCUUUGAUGUCCCCUGCUGAAGAGCUGGAGUUUCUAGAGUCGCUUGACUUUGAUUCUAUGAACCCCUCCUCCGAUCCAUCCAUUUCCCAAGAAGCAGCUGAAUUUGUGAAGCUCCUCUACACGACACGGUUAUCCAAAUACUCGUCCCCUUCUGCCAUUUCUCACGCUACCGAAACCUUAUCUACACACUACAAUCUCGCAGAAAACCCUGAUCUUCUUCUAUCUCGCGCAGAAACACUCUACACUCAAUGCCGAUUCCCUGAGGCUCUCCAGCUAACCUCUUCUAUUCUCUCUUCCUUAGACUCUGAUUCCAUGUCCGCAGCAACGUCGCAGGGAAGUCAGAGUCGCAGCAUCGGUCAUUCUCCAUCUGUCUAUCCUUUACACCUUGCUUGUCUAUAUGAAACCGGCGCAACAAAUUCACUCUUUCUGCUAGCCCACACACUGGCGGAUAACGCACCGGAAGAGUCGUAUACAUACCUCGCCAUUGGCGUGUACUAUUUAUCCGUCUCAAAAAUUGCCGAAGCCAGACGAUUUUUUUCCAAAGCAUCCCUAUUAGACCCGCAUUCGGCGCCUGCUUGGAUCGGAUUCGCUCACACAUUUGCUGCCGAGGGAGAACACGACCAGGCGAUAGCAGCAUAUAGCACAGCCGCCAGGCUAUUUCAAGGAAGCCAUCUUCCUCAGUUAUUUCUUGGGAUGCAACAUCUCGCCCUAAACAACAUGUCUCUCGCCCAUGAAUACCUAUCGGCGGCUUAUAACAUGUCCUCCGGCUCUCUCUCUGCUACCUCGCGAAAUGGCUCUUUUUCGUUCGGCGCUGGUAACAUGCAGCCGCCACCUGGUGGCGACCCUCUUGUUCUUAAUGAGGUUGGAGUUGUUCUAUACCAUCAAGCUAAUCUAGAGGGAGCCAUUGAGUUCUUCCGGCGGACAUUGGCUUUAGCUGCUUCAUUACAAUGUGACCCGGGUGCCUGGUCAGCAACGCGUGCUAACUUGGGACAUGCAUUACGCCGGUUAGGCAGUUUUGAAGAAGCUCUGGUAGAAUUUGACGAAUGCCUUAGAAUUGGUGCCGGUGGUUCUACAACUGGCUAUACUGGUAAAGGUGGAGUAGGCGCCACUUUAUCUGCUGGGUCUGCUGCUGUCGGUGGCUAUGAAGACAGAGGUCUUACUGGUUCUUUGCACACAGCCCGUGGACUUGUUUUGCUGGAAUUGGGCAGAACCAUGGAGGCCGUCACCACCCUUCACGAAGCUGUUCGUGUGCUGGGUACGAGCGGAGGUGACGCAGCUGCUGGUGCAGGAGUUGCUGGGACAUUGCUUUCAAGGGCACUAGAAAUUUGGGCCCUAGAAGAAGGUGAUCGGGAUGCGGCCGCGACUGCCUCUGAGCAUAUAGAGACCGACAUUCCCACUAAGUCGAGACCGACCGCUGCCAAAGGAAAAGACGUGCAGAAAGCCAAAUCUUCAAGUCGGAUCGGCAGUAGAACCAGGUCGCGAAAAACUCCACUCCCUGCCCAGGAAUGGACGGAUGACGUUAUCAACCGCGAAUCUCCGAAUACCCCCGGCGGUCAGCGACCAGCUUCCAUGGAGUUGGAUGAUGAUGCGGAUGGCCUACUCAAUAAUGCUCUUGCACGUAUAAAAUCCAGACAUGCCACGAGACAACGAGAUGUUGGUCUAGGUGCGAAUGACCAGGCCUUUGAUACACCUGAACCCAGCCAAAGUACACGUGCAACAAGAGCGACCAGUAGACGCAAAACUCCAGUAACGCGUGGUCCUCCUGGAUGA